This is a messenger RNA of Capsella rubella, 384 nucleotides long. RefSeq lists its product as uncharacterized. The transcript has a single exon. NCBI's taxonomy places the organism in Eukaryota, Viridiplantae, Streptophyta, Magnoliopsida, Brassicales, Brassicaceae. The record is from RefSeq and is a predicted model, not a curated record. Bases 1 to 384 code for a protein of 127 amino acids.
AUGUUAAAGUUUUACUUGGAGAAGUGGAAACCUACGACAAACCCAGCCACUUCUUGUAAUAAAACCCUACACAUAACACUUCUUGUCCUAACUUCAAUAAUCCUAGUCAUGACCGCUGCUGCAACUACAAGACACACCUCAUGGAUGGUUGCUACGGCCAUCGCCGCCGUUGAAGCUCGUUGGAACUAUCCUCUCCGUUUAUUCAACAAAGAUGUCAAAGCUCGUCUACGUGCCAUUGCUGUCUCUUCACGUUCACGUUCAUCUUCUUCAUCUUCUUCUGAGGUUGUCAGAGAUAGUAAUCAUCCUUUGCCUACUAAAUCUGAAGCUUCCAUGGAGAGAGUUAUGGGCCUGAACUGCUUCGGCCCAACUACUGUUCGAUUCUAG